GUUAGGCUUGGCGGAGGAAUACAGGGUCCUGAAGAGCGGCCGGUUUUUCCUUUCGUGUCGCACUAAUUGCAUGCGAACAUGUCCUAUUCCCACGACGAAAGAAAUGGGCCGACUGACUGGGAGUCUGCUGACGGGAAACGUGCAGAGCAGCAGGAGUAUGACGGCCCCGCUGGAAUGGAGCCGGACGGCAUCAUUGAGAGCAACUGGGAAGAGAUCAUCGACAACUUCGAUGACAUGAGCCUCCGAGAAGAGCUCCUCCGAGGCAUCUACGCCUAUGGUUUCGAGAAGCCAUCUGCCAUCCAGCAGAGGGCCAUCAUCCCAUGCAUCAAGGGCAUGGACGUGAUUGCCCAGGCCCAGUCGGGCACGGGCAAGACGGCGACGUUCUCCAUCGCCAUCCUGCAGCAGAUCGACAUGGCCCUGAAGGAGUGCCAGGCCCUGAUCCUGGCCCCAACCAGGGAGCUUGCCCAGCAGAUCCAGAAGGUGGUGAUUGCCCUGGGGGACUACAUGAACGCCCAGUGCCACGCCUGCAUCGGGGGCACCAACGUGCGCGAGGACAUCCGCAAGCUCGAGAAGGGCGUCCACACGGUGGUGGGCACGCCGGGCCGGGUCUUCGACAUGAUCAGCCGCAAGGCCCUCCGAACAAACAACAUCCGCAUCUUUGUGCUGGAUGAGGCCGACGAGAUGUUGUCCAGAGGAUUCAAAGACCAGAUCUACGAUGUCUUCAGGACACUAAACUCCAACAUCCAGGUGAUCCUGUUGUCGGCCACAAUGCCCUCCGACGUGCUGGACGUGACCAAGUGCUUCAUGCGCAACCCCAUCCGUAUCCUGGUCAAGAAGGAGGAGCUCACCCUCGAGGGUAUCAAGCAGUUUUACGUGGCCGUCGACCGAGAGGAGUGGAAGCUGGACACGCUGUGCGACCUGUACGAGACGCUGACCAUCACCCAGGCAGUGAUCUUCUGCAACACGAGGCGGAAAGUGGACUGGCUCACCGAGAAGAUGCACGAGCGGGACUUCACCGUUUCUGCCCUGCACGGCGACAUGGGCCAGAAGGAGCGUGAUGUGAUCAUGCGUGAGUUCCGGUCGGGCUCGAGUCGUGUGCUGAUCACGACCGACCUGCUGGCACGAGGCAUUGAUGUCCAGCAAGUGUCCCUGGUCAUCAACUUUGACCUGCCCACCAACAGGGAGAACUACAUCCACAGAAUCGGCAGAGGAGGCCGUUUCGGUCGUAAGGGGGUGGCCAUCAACUUUGUGACGGAAGAGGACAAGCGCACCCUGAAGGACAUUGAGGGCUUCUACAACACCGAGAUCGAGGAGAUGCCCAUGAACGUGGCCGACCUGAUCUAAGGGGAGAGAGCGCCCCGAGCACCAGCGUGCCCGGGGGGAGAGAGGGAGUCUGGGCUGGAGGGGGGAGGGGUCCGUGAUGCUGUCAACCGUCACGCUCCCUGUGCCGCCGAGAGUUUGGACCAGGGGGACAACUGUGAACGGGACAUUGGACACGUGCGGAGUGAGAACUGCCCGUGCGUCUGGUUCGCGCAGUCUGUGACUGCAAAAGGGGCGGCCGGGGCGAACGGAAGAUUUGCGGGAGCGUCGAGCGGCGGCGGGGACCGACGCGGAAGACUCGUCCGUCCGGCGCGGCAAGCAAAAUUGGACGGUGUCCUUCUCUUCGGAAUUGGGGUGCCGAGUCGCCUUCCACCGGUCGGGCGUGGGCAGGCGUCCUUCCGCUUCCCUCUGCGUCCCGCACUUGUCCUGUCUGCCCUGGCCCAAGGGGCGAGUUUACGAGCCAGACGUCGGGGGCGCAGGUCGAAAGUGCAAUGACGGAACGGACUGUUCCAAUUGGCCAAACCAAAAGUUCUAGAACAAUCUGGUGUUUAACCAUAUAAUUAGAAAGUGAGUUAAAAAAAAAAAUUAAUAAUCUGAAGCAGCGGCGUUGCUGUGAGAAAGUUUGUCUCAGUGCCUCGGGCACGAUUUCGGUAAAGCAAGUAGUUGCUAAAAUGAGUUAUAAAUAAAACUGGAGAAAGGCGCGCUUUCUCUCUUCCCCCUGUAACUUGUGCUUAUUAUAUUCGUGUCUUUUUUGUGUCUGGGGCUCCCUAAUAAUCUACCAUGUUUAAAGGAGUUAAUUUUUAUUAAAUUCAAUAUGAAUACAUUGGUGUGUUGGUUUCCUUUUUUUUUUUUAUAUGCCCAGCUUGGAUAUGGCUCACUUUUUUUCCCUUUUUCUUUUUUGAUUGUUGAAGUACUUUGUGGUGACGUCUAGCAUUCUUUCUGCUAUUUGGCACCUUUUUGCGAUAAUUUGAUUUGUAUUAUUCAGACUUAGAAUUUAAUUUUGAGUGCAGAGUGGACUGUCGCUACUCUGUUUUCUGCGUUAGGUACAUGGCUGUUUUUUGUGUACAUACUGUACGCUUUGGUACUAACUAGUGUGGUGUGUUCCGCGCAAAGAUUGCUUUGUACAGUAGCUGCAAGCGCAUAUAUUUAUGAAGCAAGGGGAGCGAAUGAUUGGUUAGGUCGAGGCUUGGGCAUGCACUUUUGCCAUGCCAUACUUUUUUUUAAUACCUUGGGUCUUAUAAGGAAGGAUAAUAAUGUGCCCGGUCAUCUAUGGUCCUGUGCAGAGGUUUAACUUCAGCCCCUAUUGCAGUUUUGUGCCUGUCAGCCUUGAGGCACCAUUCCCGCCCUAUCCAUGCUAGCUCAGUAUUGUGGCUGUAGUGUCAUGUGCUUGCUAACUCUUUUAGUUGCUCCCAUCGUGUUUUUUUUGUGCAAAGACAUCCCACUUUGCCAAGCCAACGAGUGCUUUGGACAGAUGUUGGACGGGACAAUAGAAAAGAAAAAAAGAAAUGCGCGCCAAGCGGGGUGCAUACUUUUAUUUUUCUGCCCAACACUCGCAGUUCGGGGAAGACAUUUUGGUACGCCGAAUAAAGCUAAUGUUUGGAGAGUA
Ixodes scapularis (black-legged tick) is the source of this 2926-nucleotide messenger RNA. Its product is annotated as eukaryotic initiation factor 4A-I. Gene Ontology annotation, molecular function: RNA binding; RNA helicase activity; ATP binding. NCBI's taxonomy places the organism in Eukaryota, Metazoa, Arthropoda, Arachnida, Ixodida, Ixodidae. The transcript has 9 exons. The coding region runs from base 79 to 1344 and encodes 421 amino acids. The record is from RefSeq and is a predicted model, not a curated record.